Molecule: messenger RNA, 647 nt
Organism: Cantharellus anzutake
Lineage: Eukaryota; Fungi; Basidiomycota; Agaricomycetes; Cantharellales; Hydnaceae
Exons: 3
Coding region: 289-486 (65 amino acids)
Cellular component (GO): nucleus
Source: RefSeq, a predicted model, not a curated record
CAUGUCCGAUCGCUGGAUUCAAUAAUCAAGACGGAUGAAACCGCUCUUGUCUUUAACACCCGGCCGGGAACACUUCCGGCCGCAUCAGUCCUUCCGGGGGUGCCAAGUGGACCUAUUCAUGAAGUCAUUGAGGCGGAAACUAGUGAGGAAACUGCCUCAGCACGCAGUCGAAAGCGAGGUAUCAAAAGAAGGCACGAACCGGAACUACUCCCCGAAGCACCUCCCAUUGUGAAUGCCAGCCCGACACCUUUGCCACAGCCGAUCACACUCACAACUGCGGCCCCUGUCAUGCCUGUGGACCCGAACGAGCCAAGAUACUGUUAUUGUACCCAAGUCUCGUAUGGCGAAAUGGUAGCGUGCGACAAUGAGGACUGCGAAAGAGAAUGGUUCCACUAUGGGUGUGCCGGCCUUAAGGAAGCUCCCAAACACAAAUGGUAUUGUCGCGACUGUGAGGUCUUACUGGGGAAAGUCAAGAGACGGAAAUGAAUUCGUUAGGCUCACCCCCUUUACAUUGUGUGCAUUAUUGCAGAGUAAUAUCGAAAUUGUGUCGUGUUUAAUACUGUACCCGAGUCGUCUUCACAAAACCAAUAAUGUACAUAGAAGUAAUCAUAAGAUAGGGCAGAAUAUGGAAGUUGGUCAUCUUUUUA